Nematolebias whitei (Rio pearlfish) is the source of this 816-nucleotide messenger RNA. It is a transcript of the gene pgls, whose product is annotated as 6-phosphogluconolactonase. The coding region runs from base 4 to 765 and encodes 253 amino acids. Gene Ontology annotation, biological process: carbohydrate metabolic process; pentose-phosphate shunt. NCBI's taxonomy places the organism in Eukaryota, Metazoa, Chordata, Actinopteri, Cyprinodontiformes, Rivulidae. Gene Ontology annotation, molecular function: 6-phosphogluconolactonase activity. The record is from RefSeq and is a predicted model, not a curated record. The transcript is spliced from 5 exons.
CUCAUGGCUGGUAGAAGGGUGGUGGUGUUUCCCUCCUCAGCAGAGCUGGGUCCUGCACUGGCCCAUCUUGUGAUUUCACGGGCUGAGAGGGCCAUCUCCUCUCGUGGCAGGUUCACGUUGGGCCUCUCUGGAGGAAGCCUCGUCUCUCUGCUCAGCAAAGAGCUGCUUGCCCUGCCAGAACUGGACUGCAGCAAAUGGGUGGUUGGCUUCUGCGACGAGAGACUGGUUUCAUUUGAUGAUCCGGAGAGCACCUAUGGUCUCUACAAGAUUCAUUUGUUUUCCAAAAUCAACAUCCCUGAAAGUGGUAUCCUAACCAUUGACUCCUCUCUGUCAGUCGGUGACUGUGCUGAAGAUUAUUCCCGCAAACUGAAAGAGGCUUUCCCAGGUGACAGUUUUCCUGUAUUUGACCUGUUACUGCUUGGUAUGGGACCCGAUGGGCACACGUGUUCCCUUUUUCCAGACCACCCUCUUCUCGAGGAAACAAAGAAGAUAGUGGCUCCUAUCAGUGAUUCUCCCAAACCACCACCACAGCGUGUGACAAUGACUUUUCCAGUGGUGAACUCUGCGCUCUGUGUUGCUUUUGUAACUACAGGUGGAAGCAAAGCACCUGUUUUAAAGGAAGUCCUGGAAAAUAGAGAAAGUUCUGUGUUUCCAGCAGCUCGCGUUGUCCCAACCAAGGGUGAGCUGUUUUGGCUCAUUGACGAACCUGCAGCUGCUUCUUUGACCAUUCAGGUAGAGAGGCUUGGCUCAGGUGCCAAACUGUAGAGUUUUCAGUGUAAUAAAGCAGAAUGUCCAAAAUAUGUAUUGUGUGUGACA